AUAGUGGCGGACUGUAGUAAAGCGGCUGCUGCAGCGAGGACAGCCGGCCCGGGACUCUGUGAAGCCAUAUAUGAUCCUCCUGACACACCUUGGAUUGAUAAUUUGACCAUAAAUAUGAAGGAGUAAUUCCCACAACAAAAAGCGCCGUGAUAAAGGAUGUGUGAAAGUGUUAUGAAAUGUUGCGUGGGGAGGACUGACAGCCUGUGGUGGUAGCUUUGCACGCGGUCACGGUUUGCUCUGCACCUUGUGUUUAACAAAGGAGUAGCCUCACAGGUGCUUUCCUACUAUUUAAGGCAGCAUUUCACACUGUCAUACCAAAACGACACUGGUUCCAGUUCCUCGGAAAAGAAUGUCUAUGUGGCUGAACGAUGGAGAAGUGCUGGUGGGACAGGGCAGCGGCGAGGCGGUCCCCAUAAGCCCCAGACUACGGAGCCUACCCUCUAGCAGCCCCAGGCCGGGUCAAAGACGUAGUCCUCUGGCUUCGCCGCGGGCCAGAGAGCCGCCAAGUCCACAAGCAGAGACCCUGGGCAAGGCCAAAGAGCUGUUUGUCCUGUGUGACAAAGAGGGGAAAGGGUUCAUCACCAAACGAGACAUGCAGAGGUUGGAGGGCGAACUGCCACUCUCGCCGGAACAGCUGGAGACUGUGUUUGAAAGUCUGGACCGCGAGAACAACGGAUUCCUCACUCCUGUUGAGUUCAAAACCGGACUCGGUGAACUGAUGGGUCUGGAUGAAACGACUGAGCUCAGCCCAGACGGAGCGAAGGCAGAGAGGGAAGAAGUGGACUGGUCCCAGGACCCCACCGCAGCCAGAUUUGUCAACAUACUAAUGGAGCUCGGCGCUGACAAGAUUUUCAAAGACCACCAGGAGCUUUUCUCCCUGUGGUGUGAGCUCCAGAGAGACAGCCCAGAGCUGCUCAAUGCCCUGGAGGCUCUCUUGGUCCACGCCGUGUCCCACCUGCAGGACGCCAUCAGAGAGAGAGACGCCCUGGAACAAGCUCUUUGCAGAAGGGAGAGCGAACAUGACAAGAUGGUCCGAUCCAUAUAUGAAGAGAUGGAAAGCCAGAUCAGGGAGGAAAAAGAGAAAUGGGUUGCUCAGGACAGCAUUAAGGAAAAGCAGAGAGGGCAACGGCUUGAGGAGGAGCUGAGGAUGCGGGAGCAGGAGUUGGAGAACACGAUGAACAAACAGAAAGAGCUCGAGACCAGAAUCCGAACGCUGAGUUGGGAGCAAACCAACAUCAGGGAGCAGAACCGGCAGCUGCGGAGCCUCAACAGCCAGCUGCAGGAGCAGGUGGAGAGCAGCAGAGAGCGGCUGCAGUCUGCCCUGCGUCAGCUCAGCCUGCUGCAGGCCAACGACACCCAGGAGCAGGUGGCUCGACAGAGAAACAUAACGAGGGUAUCAAGAAACAUCAAAAAGGAAAAGGAAAGUCUCUUGAGACAACUUGAGAUAUUAAGGGAUAUGAACAGAAGGCUGCGAGAUGAGAAAGAUGCCCAGCAUACACUUAAGAUGAAUCCAAACAUCACCAAGUCUCUGCAGAAGAGAGGGUCAGUUUUAAGCAACUACUUACUGCAAGACAAGCCAGGGAGAAGACUGCUGAGCAAUUCUGAUGAGUUGGAGCUGACCGAUACGAAAGAGGUCACAGAUUCAUCCGAGACACGCCUAACGUCGUGUACAGUCAUGGGUGAAAAUGUUGAACAGAUGCAAACUCAGAGCAGACUUGUCAGUCCACAGCGAGUGUUCAAGGUGGUAUUUCUGGGUAACUCUGGGGUGGGUAAGACCUCCUUCAUCCAGCACUACUGCACAGGACACUACUACAAUAAAAUGAGCUCUACUGUGGGUAUAGAUUUCCAGAUGAAGACGUUAAUUCUGAACUCCACCACCAUCACUUUGCAGCUGUGGGACACUGCGGGCCAGGAGAGGUAUCGCAGCAUCACAGAACAAUAUUACCGGAAGGCAGACGGCAUCCUUGCCAUGUACGACGUAACUCACGCCGCCUCCUUCAGUGCAGUGAGAGGAUGGAUGGAUUCUGUGAAGGACAAGAUGUGUGAAGGGACUGUGCUGAUGGUGCUCGGAAACAAGGUGGACUUAGCAGACGACAGCAGCAGAGAAGUGACGAGAGCCGAGGGCGAGAGGCUGGCAGAGCAUUACCAGGCUUGGUUUCACGAGUGCAGUGCUAAGACGGGAUACAACAUGGACGAGCUGAUGGUUCACCUGGCUGAGAUGCUGGUGACCAAGGAUGAUCGGCAAUGCGAGGAUGUCUUUUUACUGACAGAGGACACUGCUCAGAGAAGUUGCUGCGCCCCCCGCAGUAAAAAGUGGAGUUGAUGCUUUCGGAAAACUCUGUUACUGAAAUAAAACGACCAAGAUUUGUAGUUCAGUGUUCAAGGACCGUCCAAAGUCACUUUGUUAUGCAAGGAAUUGCAGCAAGUUCUAUGAUUUUUUUUCCCCUGCUUUGUAUU
Molecule: messenger RNA, 2457 nt
Organism: Fundulus heteroclitus (mummichog)
Lineage: Eukaryota; Metazoa; Chordata; Actinopteri; Cyprinodontiformes; Fundulidae
Product: EF-hand calcium-binding domain-containing protein 4A-like
Exons: 19
Coding region: 350-2323 (657 amino acids)
Molecular function (GO): calcium ion binding; GTP binding; GTPase activity
Source: RefSeq, a predicted model, not a curated record